This is a messenger RNA of Ilyonectria robusta, 1941 nucleotides long. Its product is annotated as P-loop containing nucleoside triphosphate hydrolase protein. Gene Ontology annotation, cellular component: nucleus; cytoplasmic stress granule. The record is from RefSeq and is a predicted model, not a curated record. Lineage: Eukaryota; Fungi; Ascomycota; Sordariomycetes; Hypocreales; Nectriaceae. Gene Ontology annotation, molecular function: RNA binding; ATP binding; RNA helicase activity. The transcript has 4 exons. Gene Ontology annotation, biological process: poly(A)+ mRNA export from nucleus. The coding region runs from base 278 to 1741 and encodes 487 amino acids.
CUCCAAGAAAGCUUUCCAAGUCGCGGUCACCUGUUUAUGCCCAAACACAUCCUCAAGACUCUCGCGUUUCUCAGAGUGAUCACGCCUGGCCCCAAUUUGCGCUGUAAACUCGACUGCUAGGCACCCUUUUCUGCCUUACAUUGUCCAUUCAACCCCAGCGCAAGCUGCGAGCGAUUCAGGCUACGAUUUUGAGGUGUAAUCGUACAGUCAUUUUGUCGCCCCCAUUCCGCCUUUCCUUCCCCUUCACCUCACACCUUCGCUCUCUCACUCCUUCAACAUGGCCGACCUCGCAAGCCGUAUUACCGACCCCAAAGAGGGAGCAGCUGAUCCGCCUGCGGCCCCGCCUGCUGAGGAGGUUGCCGAGGAUGCCUCUCCGGCCCAAGUUGAUGGUGCUGUCGAGGAACUCGGUGGCUCCGGCCUCCAAGAGCCUGAAUGGGAUGUCGAGGUCUCCCUGAGCGAGCUCCAGAACAACGAAGCUACGCCUUUUCACUCUGCCACCACUUGGCAGGACCUCAACCUCCCUGAGCCUAUUCUCAAGGGUCUUCUUGCCUUGAACUUUCUGAAGCCCUCCAAGGUUCAGGGUAAGUCUCUGCCCUUGAUUCUGAGCAACCCUCCGAGAAAUAUGUUGGCGCAGUCCCAGUCUGGUACUGGUAAAACGGCUGCGUUCGUCACAGCCAUCUUGUCCCGAGUCGACUUCACCAACCCAGAUCAACCUCAGGCCCUUGCUCUGGCGCCUAGUCGUGAGCUUGCCCGUCAGAUCGAAGGUGUGAUCAAAGCUAUUGGCCGAUUCAUCGAGGACCUGAAUGUGGCUGCUGCUAUUCCCGGAGCCCUUCCCCGUGGCGAACCUGUCAGAUCUCCAGUCAUUGUUGGAACACCCGGCACAGUUAUGGACAUCAUUCGACGUCGACAACUAGAUGUGUCGAAGCUGAAGAUUUUGGUUUUGGAUGAGGCCGACAACAUGCUUGACCAGCAAGGUCUUGGCGACCAGUGCAUGCGAGUCAAGAAUAUGUUGCCCAAGGAGAUCCAGGUCCUCCUCUUCUCUGCUACCUUCCCCGAUAAGGUCAUGCAAUACGCCGGAAAGUUUGCCCCCAACGCACACAGCCUGAAGCUGCAGCGUAGUGAGCUUACCGUCAAGGGAAUUUCUCAAAUGUUUAUCGAUUGUCCCGAUGACAACAUCAAGUACGACGUUCUCUGCAAGCUUUAUGGCCUGAUGACCAUUGGCCAGUCGGUUAUUUUCGUCAAGACUCGUGAGAGCGCCAACGAGAUCCAGCGACGCAUGACAGCGGAUGGCCACAAGGUUUCUGCCCUCCACGCCGCCUUCGAUGGCAGCGAGCGAGAUGACCUGUUGUCCAAGUUCCGCAAAGGAGAAAACAAGGUGCUUAUCGCGACCAACGUUCUCGCCCGAGGCAUCGACGUUUCAAGUGUGUCGAUGGUCAUCAACUACGAUAUUCCCAUGAAGGGCAGGGGUGAUAGCGAGCCUGAUGCCGAGACCUACCUCCACCGUAUCGGCCGAACUGGUCGUUUCGGCCGUGUUGGUGUCAGUAUCAGCUUUGUCUACGAUAAGAAGAGCUUCGAUGCUCUCAGCAACAUUGCUAGCGGUUUCGGCAUCGACCUGGUUAGACUGGACACCGACGAUUGGGAUGAGGCAGAGGAACGCGUCAAGGAAGUUAUCAAGAAGAACAGAGCGCAAGCCGCUUAUGCGCCUAGUGCUACCGAGCCCAAGCAGAAUGCGGCCGCUUAGGGAUGGCCAGGGUUUUGGAGUGCGCCAGCAGUCACAUCCGGGAAGUUUUACUCGUAGUGGCUCUCACCACAGGGUGGGAAGGGGGAGAUGGGACGAGCAUGAUUCAUGCAGAGGAGUGUGAGACUCAGAAUUUGCUAAACUGAAGGGAUCUGUUGAAUUACAGACGAGAUACCAAGAAUCAAGAAAAGCUGCUAUGAAUC